AUGGCGAGAGAAACAGACAUAGACACACUAGCAAUUCAGCUGAAAGAAAGACUUGGGGACAAAUUUUGGGUCGAAGUUGAAGUUCGCUCUCCUGGCCAAGAGCAUCAAUUGAAAUAUUUCGAGAAAAAGAAUGAAUUCCCUCUUCCGGCUUCUCUAGCCCGAUUUUUUCUCGAUUCCGACGGUGCCGAACUUUCUUGGGGCGAGAAUAAAGCGAGCAACAAAAAAGCGAUCGGUCACUUUUCAAUAAUCAAAAUGGACAAGCUGACAGAAAUAGAAGAUGGAAUGUAUGGCCUGAAUAACUGCCGCUGCUGCCCACCGAUCGGGUUCAAGAAGGAUGGUUCAAUUUGGGUCGCUGAUUCGAGAGGGCUUUGGUUCAAAGUGGCAAGAGAUUUUGAAUGCUAUUUCAGAAUAAAUCUUCAUUAUGGAGCCGUCAUAGGUUGGCAACUCGACUACACCCCUCUUGGAAUGUCAAUUUUUACACGAGAAAAGAUCUGUUUCCAUUUCAACAACGAGUUUCUCAAAGACGUCAAGGCCCGUCCUUCUUCACCAGAUUGGACGGAAGAGAAUCUAGACGAAAUAGAGUCGCUGGAAGGAAGCAAUGAUUCGGAGAACGACUAUGAGGAUCCACUGACACGGGCGAUGAUGGAACAGGAAGAAGCCGACGAGGAAGAAAAGUUUGAAUCAGGAGAGGAUGGCGAGGACGGAUUGGACCAGGCGCUUGACGAGGAGAAUGAGUUUUUGGGACGAACUGAGGGUGCUUCUCGGCCUGCAACGCAAGUUUCGAACUACUUCGGAAACGACGCUGAUGGAGAUGACGAAGGUGACGGCGAAAGUGGCGGAGACGACGAAGACAUCGACCUCGAUGAAAUCGCCGAGGAAGCUGAGGCGGAAGAAGCAGAGGCAGAACAAGCCGAAGCUGAUCUGGAUGAGGGCUUUGAUGUUGCGAUGGAGCCAGACUUGGAGCUUGAUCUUAUUGCCGAAGAGCUUAAUGACAUCGAAAAUGCUCUUUUGGAAGAAGCGGCCGAGCAAUCAAUGGAUGAUGAUUACAGAAUCGACAUCAUCGAAUCAGAAGAAUAUAUCUAG
Molecule: messenger RNA, 1083 nt
Organism: Oikopleura dioica
Lineage: Eukaryota; Metazoa; Chordata; Appendicularia; Copelata; Oikopleuridae
Source: the annotation of a GenBank genome assembly